Molecule: messenger RNA, 1176 nt
Organism: Morchella importuna
Lineage: Eukaryota; Fungi; Ascomycota; Pezizomycetes; Pezizales; Morchellaceae
Exons: 3
Coding region: 1-1176 (391 amino acids)
Cellular component (GO): nucleus; cytoplasm
Source: RefSeq, a predicted model, not a curated record
AUGGCCGCCCCCGAGCCCCCACCACUCUCCCACGCCCACCACACAGCACCCCCGCACAUCCGCGCCAUCCACAAAACCUACCAGAAGCUGCCCGUCCCCGCGCUCGCCCACGACCGCCACAUCCUCGACCUCGCCGCCGCAGCCGCCGACACGCCCGCGCGGCAAUGGCACGCGCCGCACCUCAAGCUCGUGGGAUACGUGCCGGGUGAGCGUGCGAGGGGGGCGUUUAGCGCCUUUCGGGGGGCGGCUGGGUGCGGUGACGACGACGAGGAGGAGGCAGCGGGGGGAGGGGGGAGGGGGGGUGCGGCAAUCUAUGAGCAUGAUUUCGUUCCCGGACUCCAGAUAAUCCCCUCGCUCCUCCCACCACGCACGCAGCGCACGCUGCUCUCCGCGCUGCUGCACAAGCAUCUCUCGAACCCCGAGCACGCCACGAACCUACACCCGCACUACACCCUGCCCUACCCCUCUUCCCCUUCUUCCUCCGACAUCAAGACCGCCUCCUCCGUCGGCGGUAGCUUCUUCACCCUCCCCCCCACCACCCCCCUCCCGCCACUCUCCCCCACCCACACGCCCCUCACAACCCACCGCAUGCUCUCCAAAAAGCUGCGCUGGCUCACGCUCGGCGCGCAGUACGACUGGACACUCAAGCAGUACCCCGCUGGCUCCUCUUCCGUGUCGUUUCCGGCCGAUGUGGGCGGGUUGAUCACAGACCUCCUCCCAAAAACAACCACCCCGCAAGCCGCAAUCACAAACCUCUACUCGCCCGGCGACACGCUAGCCCCGCACCGCGACGUCUCGGAGGCCUCGCGCGCGCCGCUGGUCAGUGUGUCGGUGGGGUGUGAUGCUGUGUUUGUCAUUGGUCUUGACCCCGCCACCGACUCCCCCCCCGUACCUUCCUCCCCCGACUCCCCCGACUCCUCUGCACCUCCCCCCCGCAACCCCGACGCCGAUUCCAGCGCCGAGGCCGGGGAGCGGGUGCUGGUGCUCCGCGUACAUUCCGGCGACGUGGUGGUCAUGGGCGGCGCGAGCCGGUGGGCGUGGCAUUCGGUGCCGCGCGUGGUGGCGGGGAGCUGUCCGGGUUAUGUUGCGGGGUGGCCUGGUGCUGGUAUGGGGGAGUGGGCGGGAUGGAUGGGCGGCAAGAGGGUUAAUUUGAAUGUGCGGCAGAUGUGGGAUUAG